GGGUUCCUCGCGAGGCAUUUUGGGAAAUGUAGUAGUUUCAAUUCCGAAGGGAGCAGGUUUGAAGUCGGACGAGCGCCCUCGCUGGCCGUAGGAGGAAAUCCUUCGGGGCUGUGAAGAACAUUUUUCUGGCUGUGCUCUCUGGGAAACGUAGGCAAAUUCCUAUGAUGGAGCCAGACAUAAUUCUGGACUUCCCAUCAUGCACUCGGGAAAAGCGGGACGGAAAGUCUGUCAGGAGCCCUGGACGAGGGAGGGGCUGCUGUUGGAGGUAACUCUCUCCUUCUAUGAGGGGAGCAGAAGGUGCCUGAGGGAUCACUUGUGAACUCUCAGAGAAGAGUAUGAAUGUUUCUGAAGCCUGGCUGUUCAGUGGUUCCUCACUAGCAUCUCAGGUUCAUGCUGCUGCUGUUAAUGGACACAAAAGUGCUCUUCUAAAGCAAAUAGCAGGAAACCCUGAUCUGAAAGAGAAAGAGGACCAGUUUGGGAGAACUCCGCUCAUGUAUUGUGUGUUGGCUGAUAGACUAGACUGUGCUGAGGCUUUAUUGAAGAUAGGAACUGAUGUUAAUAAAGCUGACCGUAGUCAAAGGACAGCUCUCCAUCUUGCUGCACAAAAGGGAAACUAUCGGUUUAUGAAACUUUUACUUGCUCGUAGAGCAAACUGGAUGAAGAAGGAUUUAGAAGAAAUUACUCCUUUACACUUAACUACUCGGCACAAGAAUCCAAAGUGCUUAUCUUUGUUACUAAAAUAUAUGGCACCAGGAGAAGUAGAUACACAGGACAAGAACAAGCAAACUGCUCUUCACUGGAGCGCCUACUAUAAUAAUCCAGAGCAUGUGAAACUUCUAAUCAAAUAUGAUUCUAAUAUUGGAAUCCCAGAUAUUGAAGGCAAAAUUCCACUUCAUUGGGCAGCUAACCACAAGGAUCCCAGUGCAGUUCAUACUGUCAAAUGCAUUUUGGAUGCUGCUCCCACUGAAUCUCUGCUGAACUGGCAAGACUAUGAAGGACGAACUCCCCUUCACUUUGCAGUUGCUGAUGGGAAUGUGGCUGUAGUUGAUUUAUUGACCUCCUAUGAAGGUUGCAAUGUGACCUCUUAUGACAAUUUAUUUCGAACUCCCCUCCACUGGGCAGCUUUACUGGGUCAUGCACAGAUUGUCCACCUUCUUUUAGAAAGAAACAAGUUUGGGACCAUUCCAUCUGACAGCCAAGGGGCAACACCUUUACACUAUGCAGCACAGAGCAACUUUGCUGAAACAGUGGAAGCAUUUCUGAAGCAUCCGUCUGUGAAAGAUGACUCAGAUCUUGAGGGAAGAACAUCUUUUAUGUGGGCUGCUGGGAAAGGCAGCAACGAUGUCAUUCGGACAAUGCUGAAUUUAAAAUUGGACAUUGACAUCAACAUGGCAGACAAAUAUGGUGGCACAGCAUUACAUGCAGCUGCCCUUUCUGGCCAUGUCAGCACUGUGCAAUUGCUGCUAAAACAUGACGCUCAGGUGGAUGCUACUGACGUAAUGAAGCACACUCCCCUUUUCCGUGCCUGUGAGAUGGGACAUAAAGAAGUGAUACAGACGCUCAUUAAAGGGGGAGCAAGAGUUGAUUUGGUUGACCAAGAUGGCCACUCUCCCUUACACUGGGCAGCUCUGGGAGGAAACCCUGAUGUUUGCCAAAUAUUGAUAGAAAAUAAAAUCAAUCCCAAUGUACAGGAUUAUGCAGGCAGAACUCCACUACAGUGUGCUGCCUAUGGGGGCUACAUUAAUUGUAUGAUGGUGCUACUGGAAAACAAUGCAGAUCCAAAUAUUCAAGAUAAAGAGGGAAGGACGGCUUUACAUUGGCUAUGUAACAAUGGUUACCUUGAUGCUGUAAAGUUGCUGCUGGGAUUUGGUGCCUUUCCUAACCAUAUGGAGAACAAUGAAGAAAGAUACACUCCACUUGAUUAUGCCUUGCUUGGAGCUCACCAUGAAGUAAUACAGUUUAUGUUAGAGCAUGGUGCAUUAUCCAUAGCUGCCAUACAGGACAUUGCAGCCAUCAAAAUCCAGGCAGUUUAUAAAGGAUACAAAGUUAGAAAAGCCUUUCAAGAUAGGAAAAAUCUUCUAAUGAAGCAUGAACAGCUGAGGAAAGAUGCCGCUGCCAAGAAACGUGAGGAAGAAAAUAGAAGGAAAGCCACAGAAAUACGGAACGAACUGCAGAACUCCAAGGCUCAAGUGCAGCAGCAGUAUUUUUCAGAGAGAGUGAGGAGUGGUAUGAAACUUCACAUCCCAGAACACUCCAAUCAACAAGGCAAUGCUCGGAGUAAAAGGCCUCCCUCAGGCCACAUGCCUCAAAACCAACUAGGAAAAAGCAAGGAGAGCUUAGCCACAGUCUUGCCAAACAAAGCUGACAAAACCAUAUGUCACUCCAGAGAGCUGCUUGGUGAAGAUCACAAAAGGAAAAAGGAUGGUGAAGGAAAAGAGAAUCUAACAUCCUUAGGAAGGGAGUUCCAGAGAUGUAAUGCUGCCACUGAAAAUUCCCUUUCCUGGCAGCCACCAGGUGAAUUUACCUUAAUUUACCUUGUCGAUCUCAAGAACCAGGCAGGUUCAUAUAGAAGCAAGCAGUCUAAGGCAUCAAGAACAAACAGCAAAAGCAAGUCUGCUUCUGUUGCUUUCAAUUCCAGUCAGGAAAAUGAGGCAUCCAGGCAUCAAGUUGAAGCAAAGCAUCAAACUAUAUCUGCAACCUCAGGCAGGGAUGAUAAAAAACACAAGGAACCUAGUAUAAGAGCAAAUGGCACUUUUAUGCAUGCCAGCAUAAGGCACAACUCCAGCUGUAAAGCUGCCAGCUCUGGGAAGAAAUCAGAAACUCAAAGUCAGUCAAUAAAUGAUGAUAUUAGCCAUUGUGAAGCAAAAGCAGUUUGUGGUCAGAGCAGUAACUGCACACAUAGAAGUACAAGGCAGAGUGAAGUGGCAUUUCAAGGCAGCCCACAGCAGUUGAAAGCAAGAAGCAAAGAUAAAAAUGAUGAGAGAUGGUCCCCAGCUGGCUCUAGUAGGCCUGGGAGUGCCAAAGUGGAAAGUGUAAACAUCCGAAGAGACACUUCAAGCACUGCUGUUACACAAACCAAUAAGGCAACACAUAACAAUCUUACCAAAAAAUCUAGUCUUUUGCUGGCUAACAAUGCACGAACUACAAGGCAUGUGCCCAACAAACUAGCAUUAAGCAACGUCCAUGGAGACAGUCCAAAACUGGACAGGCAGACUGUAACAACGCCUGGGAAUUCAGAGGAUCAGUUGUGUGCUCUUUUAGUGCAGAGACAAAAUAUUGAACUUGUUCCUUCAGAGAUCCGGAUGCAGAUGAUAGAGAAGGAAAGGGCAAGAAAAGAGCUCUUCCGGAAGAAGAACUGUGCUGCUACCAUUAUUCAAAGGGCUUGGAGAAGCUUCCUAUUAAGAAAGCAGUUCCUUCAGCUUGUUAGUGCUAAGCAGCAGUGCAAGGAAGAAGACGACAAAUGGCGAGAAGAGAUGGCUGCUUUUUGCAUUGAGGUCACUUGGAAGAAGCACUUGAACCAUACAUCUCUGAAAUCUGUUUCCUCAGGCAAAAAUCUCAAGUCCAUGAGCAAAAGCAGUGUAGCUGUGAACUCCACUCACAAGCCAUCGCCCUUGAAGCAGAUAUAUGAAAUCUCCAAUCUAGUACAAAAUGCUCAAAACUACCCAAGGUAUGCUGUUUUUUUUUUUUUUUUACAAAGAAAGGUCAACAACAGGCAACAUAAUAUAGGACAUCUAAAAGUGUAUAAGAUUUUAAAUAUAAUCCCUCAAAACUACAAACAAAUAUCUUUAUAUAUAAUAUUUAAAACUACAAACAAAUAUCUAUACCAGAAUGCACUUCAUUAUCUUUGGAUAUUUUACUGGAUUAAACGCCAUCUUUACCCGACGGGACUAAUUCCUAAAUUCUUAUCGGUUGAGCCACAAUCAUCCUGGAGUAGGAAGAUAACAGACAAACUUAGUCAAGGUGGACUAUCUCCUGCCCUACUGCUGGAGGCCGGCGAAAACACAGCCCGUAGACUGGUGAGACAGAGAUUGAUAGACAUAGAUUUACAAACUGAGAAGGCCAGUUUACCGCUUUUCUACAAAUCAAUCUAUGCUAAGGUGGAUCUUACUCCAGCAGCAUAUUUAUUUACAAUCACCUUAAGUAAAUUUAGAUGGGCCUUCUCUAGGGCUAGGUUCAACGUUUUCCCAUCGGCUUUACUGUACGGGAAAUACGCAAAAUUACCCUAUGAAGAAAGGAAAUGUCCUUGCGAUCAGGCGGUCGAAACUGUGGCCCACAUUUUAUUGAAAUGCCCAAUAUAUCAGGACAUAAGGCAUCAAUUAAUUGAUCCAUUAUUAAAAGAUCUGAAUGGAAAAGACGAUGACCUGGUGGUAACGUACUUAUUGGAUGACAAGGAUAUAUCAACUUCUGCUGCAGUAGCCAAGUUUUGUUAUGUGGCCUCAAGAUUACGGCCCUCAAAAGAAUAGAGUCUCUGAGGCUUCUGGGAAGCUACAAUAUGCACAUGUACUCCAUUUUAAGUGAUUAACUGGUUUUUAUUUAAUGUUUCAAAUUUUCUGAAAGUAUGUUUUGUUUUCUCUUUUUUGUAAAUGUAAAUGUGUUGUAUCGUUUGGUCAAAGACUGUAAAUAAAUACUAAACUAAAUCUUUGGAUUUACAGAGAAAUAAACAUCAAUUUAUCAUG
Molecule: messenger RNA, 4676 nt
Organism: Hemicordylus capensis (graceful crag lizard)
Lineage: Eukaryota; Metazoa; Chordata; Lepidosauria; Squamata; Cordylidae
Gene: INVS
Product: inversin
Exons: 17
Coding region: 336-4463 (1375 amino acids)
Biological process (GO): protein localization to ciliary inversin compartment
Cellular component (GO): cilium; ciliary inversin compartment
Molecular function (GO): protein binding
Source: RefSeq, a predicted model, not a curated record